Messenger RNA from Akanthomyces muscarius, 990 nucleotides. RefSeq lists its product as uncharacterized. The coding region runs from base 1 to 990 and encodes 329 amino acids. The record is from RefSeq and is a predicted model, not a curated record. Lineage: Eukaryota; Fungi; Ascomycota; Sordariomycetes; Hypocreales; Cordycipitaceae. The transcript has a single exon.
AUGUCCGAACCAGCACCCAGCGCGUCCGUCGCCGUCCUCCCCUCCACCGAACCCAGCGAAAAAGCCGCCGGCGCCGACACCGCUCCCGCUCCUCGACCGACACCGCCACCACCACCACCACCAGCUCGCAAACAUGCCGCCAACCUCUCGGCGCUCGCCCGCGCCGACGGCUUCAUCGCCCAUCUCCAGCGCUGCAUGCAGACGCGCGCCGGCGCCGACACGGUCCUCAUGUUUGCGUGCUACUCGACGCGCCUCGCUGGCAACGUCCUCGACGCGGCCGGCCGCGCCGCCCUCCGCUCCUCGGCGCGCCAGCUCGUCUCGGCCUUUUUCUCGCUGCCGCCCGCCACCACCGUCAUCCUCGACGGCGCCGCCGCCCCGCCCUCGAUUGCGCUCGCCCUCGGCCUCGCGCGCCGCCUGCAGGCCUACUCGGGCAUGAUCUCCGAGAUGCGCACCAUGGGCCGUCUCUGGGGGCUGCUGGGCCUCUACUCGGCCGUCAAGGGCCUCGCCGCCAAGACAUUUGCUUCAAAGAGCCCUGCGGAGAAGAGCGACGCCUUGAGCGACGACUCCGCCGAGAGGGUGUUUGCGGCGCUGGUGGCCUGGGCGCAGGUCCUCUGCCUCGUCGUCUUCCAGGCGUGCGAAAACGCCGCGUACCUCGGCAGCAAGAAGAUCCUGCCCAUCAAGCCGCUCAACCAGGGCCGCCUGGCGCUCCUGAGCGUGCGCUUCUGGGGCGCGUACGUCGCCAUGGAGGUCGUCAAGCACCUGACGGAGCGCGCGCGCAGGCUGUCGGCGUCGGGCGGCGUCGCCAAGACGGCCGAGCAGAGGACGUGGCAGGAUGGCUGGCGCAAGGCCUUUUACAGAAACGCCGCCUGGGCGCCGCUCACGAUGCACUGGGGCACGCCCGGCGGCCUGCUCCCCGACUUCAUGGUCGCGCUGUUUGCGCUGUAUCCGGCGACGGGCGGCAUGCGGGAUCUCUGGCGCAGCACGGCGUAG